AUGCUGUUCGACAAGACUCUGAAGACAGCCAUACUAGAGUAUGAGACACUGCAGAAAAUGGAAGAUGCUUUGAAGUUAUUGAACCCUAUGUGUGACAAUAUAAUGUCAGCAGAAGCAGACAGUACCAUUUUGUUGGAGCUGAGCCCGCAGCCGCCCGAGGCGGCAGAGCGCAGGCGCAGCGCCGGCGACAGCGACCGCGCCGACGUGCACGUGUGCGUGGCGCCGGCCGGCGACUGCCCGGGCGCGGAGGCUUGCAGGCGCACGGCCGCGGGCCAGCUGGUGGCGGCGGUGCUGCCGCAGCGCGCACAGCGGCUCGGCCGCGUCGCCGUCGAGCGCUGCCGCGGCGUGCACCUGGGCCACGUCACCUACGUGCUGGGGCCCGUCAACUUCACCAGGGUCCUGCAGAAGAACACCAUCUCCCAGCAGAUCAUCGUCACGUCCGACGACGCUCCCGGUGGGCAGGAGGGCGAGCCGGAAGUGCAGGUGGUUCGCCGCCUGGAGUGGUUGGCGCAGCCGCCCCUCCACACGCUGACUCCACUGCAGAGGCCGGUCAGCACCGUAGUCAUCAGUCACACGGCGACGGACAGUUCAACUUCGAUGGGCAAGAACACGAUGAUCGUGCGGCGGCUGCAGACGUUCCACAUCGAGGGCCGCAUGUGGCCGGACAUCGGCUACAACUUCAUGGUGGGCAUGGACGGGCAGGUGUACGAGGGCCGCGGCUGGGCGUCGGCGCCCGAGGCGGUGGGCAGCGGGAUGGCGCAGGGCUGCCUCAGCGUCGCCUUCGUGGGUUCCUUCUCGACGCGGCUGCCCAGCGCAGACGCGCUGGCGGCGCUCCACCGGCUGCUGCGUCUGGGCGAGCGCGAAGGCCACCUGGCCGCCGACUACCGCCUCAUCGCCGAGAACCAGCUGGACCCCGACACCGAGAGCCCGGGCCGCGCGCUCGCCGGCCUCAUGCAGGGCUGGCCGCGCUGGGCGCCGCAGCUGUGACGUCGUCUGGAGAGGCCGACUAGUGUCUGGUCGGCCGAGAACCAGCUGGGCCCGGAACACCGAGAGUCGGGGUCAUGAGCUCGCCGGCCUCAUGUUGGGUUGUCCGUGCUGGGUGCCACAGCUGUGACAGCUCAAACACUGUCUCACACCUGGGGGCUGCUUAUUGUGUGAUCGUGGUGAGCCUGCUGGAUCUGAAGACUGGGCCAUGUGCCCUUUGGACUCAUGUGUGGAUGGACGCUCUGUGUGCCAUAGCUGUGGCGUCAUACGAUGUGGAACACCAUGUGACACCCAGCUGUGGACUGCCAUGUGCUCACCGAGCUGGGCCUGGGUACUAAACAGCCCUAGCAUGUACAUGAUAGCCUCGUUCACAGCUGGAAGUGCCUGACUCCAAACGUUAGGUGGUGUCACACUCUGCAGAACUCCCAAUGGUGGACAACCUUGUGAUUGAUGACAGUCUCGGACAGUGCGGGCUCUGCCAGUACACUCAUUGGCCUCAUAUACAGCUGGGUGUCACGGCUGGAAUGUCUCAUUAAGCCACAUGCUCAGAAACCUGAAGCUUUUAGUCGCUGUAAAUUGAUCUCUGACAGCUACAGCGGGCUGGACGUGGCCGCUUCGCAUGCCUCAACCAAUAGCGUAAUGCGAUUGUGUGAACGUCUCUGUUGCAUCAGCUCAGUGUCGUCAUAGCUCUGUAGACGGCCAUUGUUUUCGCCUGGAACCAUUAGCACUUCACAACUGAAAGCUGACGACAGUACUGAGAGCUGUCAGGGAUCCUCUUUCGCAGUCUCGACUGUAGCUAUGUGUGGAAUUAGAAUUAUAUUAAUACCGUCAGCUGCUCACGGUCGUUGAUAUAUAUCAACGGGGACAGGUGAAAAUGUGUGCACCAACUGGGAUUCGAACGCGACAUCUCCUGCUUACAUGGGAGACGCUCUAUCCAUCUGAGCCACCGAGGGCACAGAGGAUAGUGCGACUGCAGGGACUACCCGCGCACACCUCCCGCGACACUCACAUUCUCACCUUUA
Molecule: messenger RNA, 2006 nt
Organism: Schistocerca piceifrons (Central American locust)
Lineage: Eukaryota; Metazoa; Arthropoda; Insecta; Orthoptera; Acrididae
Product: peptidoglycan-recognition protein LE-like
Exons: 4
Coding region: 1-987 (328 amino acids)
Biological process (GO): peptidoglycan catabolic process
Molecular function (GO): N-acetylmuramoyl-L-alanine amidase activity; zinc ion binding
Source: RefSeq, a predicted model, not a curated record